AAAUUAGAAAUAAAAGCAAAUAAUCCUUCUCUCUCUCUCGUCAUUCUUCUUUCUCCUUACUGUAACAACAACAACAUCAAAUUGAAGAAAAAAAAACAAAACUCUUUUCAUUUCUUAAACACAGUCAAAAGAAACACCAUGAAACAAAAUCACCAAAAAGUAUAAAUCAACUUCCAAUGGAAAGAUUAAGUGAAAAAAACAAAUGGCGAGAAAAAUACCGAAUCCAGAGGAACAGAGUAACGGGUCGGAUCCCGCGCGGUAACUUUCCGGCACCGAUGCGGUUAUGAUGUCGGCCGUUUCGUGGUGGUGUGGAGGUUCGUCAAAAGUGGUAAGUUUCCGCGGCUGUUGGGCUGAACGCGAUGAUGCCGGUGAUGGUUUUUGGGUUGAGUGGCUGGAUCUGGCCGCGGCUGGAGAGGGAGAGGCUAUGCGUGCCACUGCUUGCAGCUAGCUCGCAUGAGGGUCUCGAUUGGAGAUUGGAUAACGGUUGCGAGUGGUGGAACUAGGCGAAUCCGAGGGGUCGCAUCGGCUGGGCGUGGCUGCUAUUCUUCGGUUUUUUUUCUCCUUUUACUGUUUCCUCCCUUUUACGGUGUGUUUUUCUUUAAUUUUUUUUGAUGAUGCUGUUUUAAGGAUGAAUAAUUUUGUCGGAUAAAUCUUUAGAAGUGAUGAAGAGGUUUAAUUGUUUACCAAUUUGAAAUUUUGUAUACUAAUACAUGACAAGGAUGAGAAACCGUGGAUUUGAAUACUAAUAUAAACUAGUAACAAACCCGUGCGGUUGCACGGGUUCUGGUAUGUGACGCGAAUUCGUUUUUCUAGUAUAAUUUUGUUUUUAAGGUAUAUAUCUUUUUAAAAAUAGAUUGUUGUUUAUAUUACAUGGAUAAUUAUUUAAAAAUUAGCAUAAUCCAAUAGAAAAAAUAUUCGUGAAAAUACAAAUUUUAAAGGCAUUUAUAAUAAAAAAAUUUAAAGAGUAAAUAUAGAGUAAAAAAGCAUGAUUGAUUAUCAUCAGAUGACAGGUAUUAUGCCACAUUUAUUUUGAUAAUAAGCAUUUUAAUUAGCAAUAGUUAAAUAGUAAGAGUUUAUUUUAAUUUUAAAGAAAUAAUUAUGAUAAGAUAAGCCCAAAGAUGGUGAGGAAGACUAAGAAGAAACAAUAAUUAAAAAGUAGAACUACUAAUAUAAAUGAAUAAUAGAAAAAAAGUAUAAUCAAAACCAUAAAAAAAAGAAAUUAAUAGAAUAUUGGAACUGUUAAGAAACUUGUUUAAUAUAUAUUUGUAAAAAUAUAUUAUCCGUAAUGGGAAGUUGAACUAUAUAAAAAAAAAAACUUGGAAAUAAAUUUAAUAACUGAAAGGACGGAAAUUGAUUUCAAUAAAAAAUAUAUUUGGAAACCUAAACAUUUUCACUUGGAAAACGUAACUUUCUAGAGAAAACGUUAAUAGCAAAGUCUCGGUGUCUGGGUCUUUGUUUCAUAGUUACUUUGAAAGGUUAUUUUGUUCUAGAUAGCAGCACCUGUACGAAUAAUCCCAAUUCAUCGAAGCAUAUCUGUGUCAGAGAAUGGAAGGUAGCUCAGUGAAGCGUUCUCGAACAACCGUUUCAAGAUGCGAGGAAGAACGUGUUGAAAUCCAGGGCAUUUCGAAACGCACUCGGAGUUGUGUUCUCAAGCAAAUGCUGGAAGAGUUACGUGCUGUAAAAAAAGAGAGCAUGGCUGCGAUUGAAGAAAUCGAGGAAUAUACGGUGAAAAAAGAAGCAGAUGUUGAGGAAGAACUUCCUGAUGGAUUGGAAAGAGAUGCUUUGGAGCGUGAGGAGAUUGCAGUACGUUGUAAGAAAGGGAAACGGAAAGAACAGGCUCAAGUCAGUGCUGGUGGGCAUGGAAGAAAAACCUAUCAUGCAUCUGUUUACCGUGCGUCCUUUCAAUCAUCUGCAACCAGAAGAACUAAAUCUUAUUCGGGGUUAGGCAAACAAAACGGAAAGGGAGCCGCCGCUGCAAUGAGUAAUGAUGGGGGCAGAAUGCGGCGUGAAGUUAAGGAGAAAGCCUCAAUAUCUGGAACUGCUGGCAACGGUGAAAGGCGAACCCGGCAAAGAAAGUAUCAUGGAGUUACCAAUGCUUCAAGGGAUGGAGGAGCUGACACAUAUUUGGAGAAGGUGAAAGGGAAAGCAAAAGUUGUUGGAAUGAAGGUGAAAACAGAACCUGUUGUUGAGGAAGACGAUACGCGUGGCCCUGCAACAAAUGUUUUGGAGGAAAAGGGAAAAGGAGUAGCUGCUGAAGGUGUUCGUCGUCGCGAGGAACAGGUGAUUGUGUCUGAACGGGGUAGAAAGCGUCCCCUUGUCGUCUUAUCUUCCGACAGUGAAAGUUGUGACACACAAAAUGCCGAAGAAGAAGAGGUGGUCAAAUACGAUGAAGUCAUAGAGGAAGAUGAUGGAAUAUAUGGAACUGUCUUUCAAUGGAGAAGGAAGAUGUCUGGGAGAGUUGUACAGAGAAAUGUACUUCAACUUCCCCAGAAAGUGAUUAAGAAGUGUUUAAUGACUGGUCAUGAACGGAUUCAAAUAGCCGACUCUGAUACUGGCAUAGAUUACGACUGUGUGUUGCACCGGGCGGUUAGACGGUAUGGUGUGGAGAGGUUUCUUGGGGAAGGUUGGUACGACUUUGCAAAGAGUAGGGACAUUAAGAGAGGAGACAGAAUUGGAUUCUCACUAAGGGUGCCUCCGACUUCAAAAAUUGUCGUCAGUAUAUUGAACCGGUGAGAAUGAAGAACGCACGUGGUCCUUGUAAUUGCUUGCUGAAGAAAGUUAUGUCAUAUUGUUGGUGAUGGAUGUUUAUGAGGCUUUGAUGGCAAUGAAUGGUUAUCUACUAUAUUGUAUUGAUGUUUUAUGUGUUUAUCUUGUUAGUUAACUUAAAGUUAGUUUUGACUUUAGUUUGUUUGGUAAAACAUUUCACCAAAUGAUCUGAAUUGUAUAUACGCAAGUGCUUAGGGAAUGGUCUUUUAAGUGUGUUAUCCUUUGUCUUGCUGUCUUUUUUUAAACAAUAUCAUAUAAGUAUUUAUGAAGUUUAACCAA
Molecule: messenger RNA, 3045 nt
Organism: Vicia villosa (hairy vetch)
Lineage: Eukaryota; Viridiplantae; Streptophyta; Magnoliopsida; Fabales; Fabaceae
Exons: 6
Coding region: 1546-2733 (395 amino acids)
Molecular function (GO): DNA binding
Source: RefSeq, a predicted model, not a curated record